CACACUGCGCGUGCGCGGAGCCGCCAUCUUGGAAAGUUCAAUUUUCUGCCUGUCACGAAAGAGAAAAAGUCGUCUGAAAACUCGAGUUUUUCCCGCUUUCUUCCAGACUGUUUUAAAACAACCAAAAUGCCGAUCAUAGCGCCGAACAUAGACAAGGUGGUGGUCCAUCCUCUGGUGCUUCUGAGCGUCGUGGACCACUUUAACAGGAUGAGUAAGAUCGGGAACUAUCGUCGCGUGGUGGGAGUUCUGCUCGGAUCGUGGAAAGGCAAAACCACGUUAGACAUUUCCAACAGUUUCGCAGUCCCAUUUGAUGAGGAUGAGAAGGAGCAGAGUGUCUGGUUCCUGGACCAUGACUUCUUGGAGAACAUGUACGCCAUGUUCAAGAAAGUCAAUGCUCGCGAAAGAAUAGUUGGCUGGUACCACACAGGGCCCAAACUUCACGUAAACGACAUCGCGAUUAACGACCUGAUGAGAAGAUACUGCUCUGCCUCGGUCCUGGUGAUCAUCGAUGCCAAACCCAAGGACCUGGGUCUGCCCACAGAGGCUUACAUCGAAGUAGAGGAAGUCCAUGAUGAUGGCACACCGACAUCAAAGACCUUCGAGCAUGUCCCCAGCGAGAUCGGAGCAGAAGAAGCAGAGGAGGUCGGAGUUGAACACUUACUUAGGGAUAUCAAGGACACAACGGUGGGUACCCUGUCCCAGAGGAUCACUAACCAGCUGAUGGGACUGAAGGGUCUGCACUCCAGAAUACAGGACAUACGCACCUACCUGGACGAUGUGGCUGAGGGUAAGUUACCUGUGAACCACCAGAUUGUUUACCAGCUUCAAGACAUCUUCAACCUCCUGCCUGACGUCAACCUGCAGGACUUUGUCAAGGCGUUCUACCUAAAGACCAAUGACCAGAUGUUGGUGGUGUACCUGGCCUCCAUGAUCAGGUCCAUCAUCGCUCUACACAACCUCAUCAACAACCAGCUCGCAAACCGGGACGCCGAGAAGGAGGGAACGAAAGAGAAGAAGGAUGACAAGAAAGACGACAAGGACAAAGACAAGGAUAAAGACAAGAAAGAUGAGAAGGACAAGGAGAAGGAUAAGGAUAAGGAGGAGAAGAGUAAAGACAAGAAGAAGUGAUUCUUAAAG
Molecule: messenger RNA, 1137 nt
Organism: Branchiostoma belcheri (Belcher's lancelet)
Lineage: Eukaryota; Metazoa; Chordata; Leptocardii; Amphioxiformes; Branchiostomatidae
Product: 26S proteasome non-ATPase regulatory subunit 7-like
Exons: 9
Coding region: 127-1128 (333 amino acids)
Biological process (GO): proteasome-mediated ubiquitin-dependent protein catabolic process
Cellular component (GO): proteasome complex; proteasome regulatory particle
Molecular function (GO): protein binding; metallopeptidase activity
Source: RefSeq, a predicted model, not a curated record